UGUAACGAAAUUCUACACAGAACCACAUUCAGUCACUCACCUGCAUUCACGUAGUCUCUUUUUACUCCAGAAAAAAAAUUUACUUUUGAAUUAAACAUUUUUUAAGUGAAUUUGACUUGAUGCUGAAAAUGAAGGUAUCCGGACUCGUUUUGGCCAUUUGUUUGGCGGUGGUCGUCAAGUCUCAAUUAAUCGAUUACGACGAAUUGGCUGGCGAUUACGGACUGCGUAAAUUAUCCAAGAAAUUUCAACGUUCCACUCAGACUGGAGGCUACCAACAACAGCAAACGGCCGGCAAUUCAGGCUACAACAACCAACAACAACAACCGGGAAAUUACGGACAGCAGCAACAGAGCAGCGGAGCAGAUUAUCCGCAACAACAACAAGCAACAACACCAGCAACACCGCCAGCAAAUUAUCAACAACCCCAACAAUCCUCUACAGGAGGUUAUCAACAACAGACUCUUGCUGGAGGUUAUCAACCAGCGGCCAAUUCCGGAUACCAACAAGAGAAUCAAAAAGCAUCCGCCGGAUCCUACCAGAACGAGAAACCUACCGCAGCUUACGGUAAGGACAACAACAACGGAGCCAGCAGCAACUCUUACGACACCAAGGAAAAGGGAAUGCCGUACGAUUUCUCCUGGGCCGUCAAAGACGAGCCGAGCAACAACGACUACGCCCAUCAAGAGAAAAGUGACGGCCAAGUCGUCACCGGAUCUUAUCGAGUUUUGCUUCCGGAUGGACGCACUCAGAUCGUCACGUAUCGAGUCGAAGGAGACAGCGGAUACGUGGCUCAAGUCAAAUACGAAGGCGAAGCCAAACCCUAUGUUCCUCCGGCCAAAACCAACAACAACAACAAUUAUGAUUCCGCCGCUUCCGGAACUACUGGCUACCAACAGCAACAAGGACCUGCUUCCAGUGCAUCGGCUUAUGCUGGGGCUGGCACUUCUUCUUCUCCUUCAGGUACUGGUUACCAACAGCAACAAGGAUCUACUUCCGGCGGAUCAUCUUAUGGCAGCUCUUCUUCCGGCAGUCAACAAGGAAUAGCUUCAGCUUCAUACGGACAAGUACCAACGCAGUCAGCAGCCGGAUCUUCUUCCCAGGGAUCAUACGACACUGUUCAGAAACCCGCAACAAGCGUCUACGUGCCUCCAGCUGCCCAGUCACAAUCCAGCAACAAUUACGGAGCGGCUGGUGUUGCUGCUGGCAGUGGUGGGUAUGGAUCUGCCAGCCAAUUGGCCGGAUACCAACAACAGCAACAACCAGCAUCCAGCAGCUAUGGAACUGCUGCUCCUACAAAUGGCCAGAAUAGUUACGGGUCCCAGCAAGGAGGAUCGUCUUAUGGAAACGGUGGCAAUGCCCAGCAGAAACCUUCCGACAGUUACUUGCCUCCACCACCUCCUCCUGCAGCCGCUGCUUAUUCGGCUGGAUCAUCGGCCAGCUACGGAGCUCAACAGUCUUCUUCUUCUUCAUCCAAUUACGGCGAUACUGCAGCACCUGCCCAGCAAGGAUCAUCUUACGAACAGAAUAAACCCAGCGACAGUUACCUGCCACCCCCACCAGCCCCGGCUGCUAACGCUUAUCCUUCAGCCAGUGCUGGACAAGGAUCUUCCGGCAACUACGGAGCUGCUCCCCAACAACAAUCUUCAUCGUACGGAUCGACGCAAUCAUCAGCUGCUGCUUCUUACGAGAAACCCAGCGACAGCUACUUACCCCCACCUGCUGCUGCCACUUCAGCAGCAGCCGGACAAGGAUCUGCCGAUUACGGAGCUCAAUCUUCGGCUUCAUACGAAGAGCCCAGCAGCAGUUAUUUACCUCCUCCUCCUCCUUCUCCUGUCUACCAGCAGCAAGCGACGCCGGCCUAUCAAAGCAACAGCGCCCAGACACCGGCAGACACUUACCUGCCACCCACUGCCACCUAUCAAUCAGCUGCUGGCCCAACAGCCUCUAAUUACGGGGCCGCUCAACAACCCGGGUACAACCAACCAUCCGCAAUCAGCAGCAAACCAUCCGAUAGUUACCUGCCACCGACGGCCGUUUUCCAGCAAUCGGCCGCUUCCGCAGGAUCGUACGCCAUGAGCCAAGGAAACGGUUACAGCAGCCGACAAGGAUUGGCCGGCAGUACGGAAGAAACGACGACGUACAGCAGCAGCAUUGCCGACGGCCAAUUGUUUCACGGCGACUACCACCAGAAAGUAGCGUCGACAACAACAACAGCGUCGUAUGGCGAAGCGGCGUCCACUUUCUACAAUCAGCAAGGAUUCGCUUCAUCGGGAAUCAACGGUGCCACUUCUUCUUCCACCGCCAAUUAUCCAGCAGGUAACGCCCUUGGCGGUUCAACGGCCAAUAGUUACAACCGAGCUCGGUCAGUCGUCUAUUCUCCUGUAGGAUGGCGUUUAUUUUAACUUAAAGUGCCUUUAUCCAAAAAGAUAUAAAAAUUAGAAAGCCAAUCGCCAUUCGGGAAUAACAUCCCAUUUAUUAGUACUUUUUAGCUUAAUCAAUAACAAAUGGCUUAGUAAUAUUUACAUUUAAUAAUAGUAAUAAUUAAUCAUCGUCUCUAUAUUUCCCGAUGCUGCUGUUUCAUCCCCACUCAAUUUAUGUAUACGUACUAUCAAAUUACUAUGGAAAAUAAUAAUACACUUGUGCUCAGCAUUUUUACAAAUAA
Messenger RNA from Daphnia pulex (common water flea), 2662 nucleotides. RefSeq names its product pro-resilin-like. The transcript has 3 exons. Bases 120 to 2402 code for a protein of 760 amino acids. Gene Ontology annotation, cellular component: extracellular matrix. The record is from RefSeq and is a predicted model, not a curated record. Lineage: Eukaryota; Metazoa; Arthropoda; Branchiopoda; Diplostraca; Daphniidae.